Messenger RNA from Monosiga brevicollis MX1, 1555 nucleotides. RefSeq lists its product as uncharacterized. Gene Ontology annotation, molecular function: DNA-directed DNA polymerase activity; DNA binding; zinc ion binding. Gene Ontology annotation, biological process: double-strand break repair via nonhomologous end joining. Gene Ontology annotation, cellular component: nucleus. The coding region runs from base 1 to 1500 and encodes 499 amino acids. NCBI's taxonomy places the organism in Eukaryota, Choanoflagellata, Craspedida, Salpingoecidae. The record is from RefSeq and is a predicted model, not a curated record. The transcript is spliced from 8 exons.
AUGACUCGGCCCCGUCUAGCGCAGCUCGUGGUGGUCGUCGGUGAGCGGAAUGCGACGCGCCAGCUGGAUGCAGAGGCCCUGGCGCGUGCGCCGCCCACCAUGGUCCGUCGCACUUGGUUCCAGUCUUGCCUUAAAGCUCAGGCACGCUUGCCUUUUGCCGGCUUUGAGUAUGCUCCCUCGCGUCUACUGCCCACCGAAGCCGCAGCGCGCGAGUUGGCGCGGGCCGACCAGCAGGACAGCCUCGCCAAGGGCGCCACGGGAGCCGCUGCAAUUGCCAGGCGGGAGCUGGAGCGCGCUGUAGAGGGGUCUGGUCGACCCUUUGGCUAUUGGAGCAGCCGUCUGCCAGAGGAACCUCGCCCAAGGCUACCCUGGACCACUGUCUUUGACGCCUACGAGCGAAGCUUUCCACAGCGCUUGGCGGUGCGCCAGUACUUUUGCUACAACUGUGGCCAGCGUGAGCACAGUGCCCGCACCUGCCCACAGCCAUUGCGUGGCACACAUGGCAACACUUUCCAGCUACACACAUGUGCUUGGGUUAACACCAACCUACCACCAGGCACCUUUCGGGAGGUGCCAGCCCGCAUGCGCAGCAAAUUCCUCUGCGCCCGUGAUCACGACCUGAAUGCGGCUCCCAACCCCAACGUACACAUCUUGUCAGCUCUGGAAGACAUGAAAGAGCUCCUCUACGACCCCCGCAUUGAUAAGUUACGUGGCGUGCGAACCAAGAUUACGACGACUGAUGGCUUGGAGGACCUGCCUUUUAUCGGUGCCAAGACGAUUCGCAAGAUUGAGGAUAUUUUGGAAACAGGAACGCUGGAGCGCCUUGAGCAUGCCAAUACGGAGAAAAUCCAAGCCCAACGCCUCUUUGCUAAGGAACGCAUACCGCGCAGCGAAGUGGACGACAUGGUGACUCUGGUGACUAGCACCCUCCGAGAUAUCGAUGCUGACGCUGUGGUGCUGCCUUCGGGAUCUUACACUCGGGGACGACAGACGUGCGGGGAUGUCGACUUUCUUCUCACCCAUGGGGAUCCUCGCCGCGUGCCCCACCUGCUGGCGCCGUUGCUGCAUGCGCUCAAGGCAACCAACUUUUUGACCCAUGACCUGACAACAGUAGACGCCGCUUCGACGGGCACUACAGAUUACGGUGGGGAUGAUGACGAUGCCGAAGCACGAGACUACAUUGACAAAUAUAUGGGCGUGGCUCGCCUACGCGGAGGUCUCCAUCGACGUGUCGACUUUAUUGUCUUGCCGCCCCACGAGUGGGCCUGCGCGGCGCUGUAUUUUGCGGGCUCGGGCACCUUCAACCGUUCCAUGCGCCUUUUGGCGCGCAAGGCAAAUUGGAGCCUCAAUCAGCGCCAUCUCAUGGUGGCAGUCAAACGAGAUCGAGAGGACGCCAAUACCAAGACCUUUGCCGGGUUUGUGGUACCGUGUUUGGAUGAAUAUGAUAUCUUUGCGUGGUUGGGGAUUGAGUAUCAACCACCACAUUUGCGCAACGCGUGAUUUUAUGGCCGAGAGUUUUGUUUUGUGUCCCCGAGUUGAAAAGGUAUAUUGCUCC